Molecule: messenger RNA, 2256 nt
Organism: Harmonia axyridis
Lineage: Eukaryota; Metazoa; Arthropoda; Insecta; Coleoptera; Coccinellidae
Product: bleomycin hydrolase
Exons: 8
Coding region: 417-1790 (457 amino acids)
Biological process (GO): L-homocysteine catabolic process; response to toxic substance; proteolysis
Cellular component (GO): cytoplasm
Molecular function (GO): cysteine-type aminopeptidase activity
Source: RefSeq, a predicted model, not a curated record
AAUUCGAAUUCGCCAAAACGUGCGGAAGGGAAAAAGUUAUCGUACUUGAUCAGGCCAUUUAUUUUGGGGUUUGUUAUUAUCAUUAGUAUAUAAAUAAAAAAUAUUUCGUAAUGAAUUUAAUCCAUAAUACUCUUGAAAUCCUAAUUAUAAAUAAUUGCAAUUACUUUAUUUCAAAUACAAGUGAAUGGUCAAAAAAAAAUCUUGAGAUGGUUAAGAGUUUUCAAACCGUGGCCGUCAAAAAGCUUAUUAGAAUCUUUGUUUCACUCAUAUAAUCCAUGAUCUAGUAAAAAAUCUAGUAAAUUAUAAAUGGUGAAUUUGAGUAAGAAGUUAGUCCUCACGUAAUUUAUUUUCCUGCCUUUGUUGAUCGUUGUGACAGUGCAUUAUUUCUCUUUUCAAGUUUGUUGCUAUUGACUAUAAUGGAAGUUGAAUUGAAUAAAUCCAUCAUUGAUGGUUUCAGAAGUAAAUUUUCGGAGGAUAAAACAAACAUUUUGGCCUUAAAUGUUUGUUCUAGAACUGACCCAUUUGAUGUUUGUUUAACUCGGAAAGUAAUGGAAGAAACAGUUCACGUAUUUAGUCACAAGAUUGAUAGUGAAGGAAAACCAGUUACCAAUCAAAAAAAUACAGGAAGAUGUUGGUUAUUUUCUGCUCUGAAUGCAAUGCGCAUUCCUUUCAUCAAAUCUCAGAACCUGGAAGAUUUUGAAUUCUCCCAAUCUUAUCUUUUCUACUGGGACAAAAUAGAAAGAGCUAAUUUCUUUUUGAAUGCCAUUGUUGAGACUGCCAGAAGGAAAGAACCUGUUGAUGGGAGACUUGUUUGUUUCUUGUUUGAGAAUGCUGUACCUGAUGGAGGUCAAUGGGAUAUGGUCCAUAAUCUUGUUGUUAAGCAUGGGCUUAUGCCGAAAAAAUGUUUUCCUGAAACUUACAGUUCUGAGACAAGUUUAAAAAUGAAUCGUCUUUUAAGGAGCAAGCUCAGAGAAUAUGCCAAAGUUUUACGUGACAUGGUGGAAAACGGGGAAAGUCCCGAGAACAUCCAAAACAAAAUUGUAGAACAGAUGGCUAUUAUUUAUAGAGUGGUGGGAAUCUGUCUGGGUGUUCCUAACGAACAAUUUACUUGGACUUAUUAUGAUAAAAAUAAGCAAUUUCAUAAAGUUGGUCCGAUUACAGCAGUAGAGUUUUAUGAGAAAUUUGUCAAGCCAGUUUUCAAUAUGGACGAUAAGGUUUGUUUAGUUGCUGAUCCCAGGCCAUUUAACGAAUAUGGGAAGACUUAUGCUGUAGAAUUUUUGAACAACAUGGUCGGUGGAAGACCCUGUAUAUACAAUAACCAACCAAUUGAACUUUUACUCGAUGUCACUGCCAAAAGUAUCAAAAGUGGAGAGGCUGUUUGGUUUGGAUGUGAUGUAUCGAAAAGAUUCGCUAAUAAACAAGGACUACUGGAUUUGAAAGUGCAUGACUUUCCCCUUGUUUUUGGAGUUGAUUGCCACAAUGAUCUUUGUAAAGCUGAUAGGUUAAUUUAUGGAGAAAGUUCUGUUACACAUGCUAUGGUAUUUACAGCAGUUGAUAUAGACGAGGAUGGGAAAAUCACCAAACUUCGUGUUGAAAAUUCUUGGGGAGAUGAUAAAGGAGAGAAAGGCUACUUACUAAUGACCACAGAUUGGUUCAUGGAAUACAAUUUUGAAGUAGUGGUGGAUAAGAAACAUGUUCCACCAGAAGUUUUGGAAACCUCCAAAUUGGAGCCUAUAAUUUUAUCUGCCUGGGAUCCUAUUGGUACUCUUGCCAAAGAAUGUAAAAUCUAAGAUUGUGCAUUGUUAUAAUCAGAAUUUUUUGAUGUACAAGAUAUUCCUUUAAUUAAGAUUUCUAUUUGAAUUGAAUAAUUAUAAGAUGAAAUUACUCCUUACAAUGUUGUAUAUAAAAAUUCAAUCAACAAAACACUGAUUGAUAUCUGAUGGAUAAUGAGGACCAUCAACUUAUAUUAUUUUUAAUAUUCUUUGAUAUUUCACGUUCAAGUGAAGAUUUAAUGGUUCGAUAAUGAAGAAUAAAUUUGCGCAAUUAUUUAAUUUUAUUGUCAAUAUAUUUACAAAAUAUGUUUUACUUGGGAAAUAUCUUGUAUAUCAAAUUUUUACCAUUUUUUUUUUAAUUGGAAUUGAUUUUCAUAUUUUAUUUCCUCGAAACAAAAAUAUCAAGCAUGUUCUAUUCGUUUAUAAACAAAAAUAUACAAUAUGUUUUAAUUCCUAAUCUAUAUACAAUAAAUUGAGAACACAG